This is a messenger RNA of Helicoverpa zea (corn earworm), 1578 nucleotides long. RefSeq lists its product as uncharacterized. The coding region runs from base 209 to 979 and encodes 256 amino acids. The transcript has a single exon. Lineage: Eukaryota; Metazoa; Arthropoda; Insecta; Lepidoptera; Noctuidae. The record is from RefSeq and is a predicted model, not a curated record.
AUGUUCCAGUUCCGUUUCGUAAACAAAAAGAAAGAUAACACAAAAUACGUAUUUAUCGUACUAUACCAAGGAACCUAUUAGAAAUAACGCACUAUAUUAUGAAAUUAAUUAAAAUGGUUUUAUAAUUUGUACUGGUGGUAAUGUUAUUUGAUUAUAUAACUAAAUUUCAUGAGUGACUUUGAACAAAGGUGAUUGUAAAAUAUUCAGGAUGACUGAUUCAAGUUCUUUUACGUCUCUGUUUGCUUUGGUGGAUAGUCAUUUAUCCAACUGCACUUUAAAUGACAGCCCAAGCGAUGGUCGUGUCGGUUCACUGCCAAUGCCAAUGCCGAUGCUAAACCUUCCUCGAGGAUUGUCUGACACUCGGAUCUCAUCGUCGUCGCAGAGAUUGCCUAUUCCAAGGUUCAGUUUGAGUGAGAGCCCCAUCGCUAAUGUUCUCUCGGAGCAGCUGUCGAAUAUGCUCAAAGCUAAAGAGCUUAAAAAACAACAGGAAGAGGAACAAGAGAGACUGCAGGAAGAAAUGCGAAGAUUAGAAAUGGAGGAAAAGAAUUGUGUAAUAGACUUGAUGAAAGCAGUGCAGAAACCUGGGGAACUGAAACCAACGAAACCUCAAGAAGCUGUCAGCAUCAGCAGUUCCUUUGAAUCACUGAUUUUAGACAGCAAAGAGUUUGCUAAUGACUCCUCAAAGGAGUCUGCAUUGGAAGCUGUGUUGUCAGCUCCGGAGCCUGAACCAUCAUUACCAAUUACCACAGACAUGUCAUACAUACUCAAACUAAAAAUUAAAAGUGUGAAAUGCUCAGCAUUUGGAAAAGUUCUUACUUCACGUUUACGGCCAGUAGCCGCUCCUUACUUGAGAGAAAAGGUGCCUUCAACCAUUGUUCCUUUUGACUUCAGCACCAAAUCACCGUGUGACUUGAUUAAAGAGAAGCUAAAGAGAACGCCGGUGCACACUGUCAGUAAUACGUACCAUGACUUUUUCUGAUUAAUGGGGGUGCUAUUGAUGACAGUGAUUCUGAUCAAUAGUAACAUUAAAAACAUGAUGUUAGUAUAGAUUGGAGUCACUGCAUCAAUACCCCUUCUUGUUAGUGUAAAAAAAUGUAUUUUUUAUAACUUUUUAAUUUAAUAUCUAGGAAUUGGAAUUAUCUGGUUAAUUACGUAAUCAUUGCAUUAAAUAAUCUAUAUUUUCUUGAAUUUGAGAUUGAGAAUAUCCAUGGAGCAUGGAGCAUAUGGAGUACAUGGAAUGUCCAACAAAAUGACUAGUGGAGGCCUGUGGAGGUGUCAUAAUGCAAAAUAUCUUAAGAAUGUAGAGCACCAAAAUAUGGGCGUGCAGGGGAUUAGGAAUGUCACUAGCUCCGCCCUUACUUACCUUCUAUGGAAUGCACCCAAUAUUUUUAAAGAGAAGGCUCUGACCCAGCUUCCCUAUGGCAUCUCUGCUAUCUUUCCUUUCUCUGUGGGAACAGUAAUGAUUGUAUGCAAGUAGGUGUUUGCCAUUGAGGUGCGUCAUGUAAUGCAUCACUAUAAUGUAAUAAAAUAAAUAAAUAUCCAGACAUUAUAUCGGAUUAAGGAAGCAAAGUUACUUCA